GUAUAAUUUCGACUUCCUAGUUAAAAUGUUGUUGUUUUUAAUAUCGGCCAUUUUACUGUUGGUUCUCUACGUAAAAUGGCAGCAUACUUACUGAAAAAGGCUCGGAGUGUAUCAGUUUGAUACCGAGUUCCUAUUUGGCGAUACCAAAAACGAGGUGUUGGGUAAAGCAAGCAUCUUCGAAGCCAUCAAAGAAAAAUACAAACAACUAAAAGCUCUAAACCUGAAACAUGGAGGUAUCUACAUGCUGCUCAAACCAGUUUAUGUGCCAGUCGACUUGGACUUAAUAAAAAGAAUCGUCGUCAAGGACUUUUCCUACUUCCAAGGUCACAUUGACAACAUCCAUCCUAAAGACAACCUCAGCAUGAACCUUUUUGGUCUAUACGGUGAUCCAUGGAAGAAGCUAAGAAGCAAGCUGACCCCAACGUUUACUUCUGGUAAAAUGAAGUUGAUGUUUGAUACCUUAGUAGAGAAAACAAAAGGUUUGGAGGAAUUAGUGAGGAGUCACAUUAAAAAUAAUCAACCUCUCGACAUCAAAGAAGUGGUAGCUAGGUUCACUACGGAUAUAAUUGUCAGCUGUGCUUUUGGGCUUGAAAGUAACUGUUUGGGUGAAGCUGAGACCGAGUUCCGUACAUACGGGAGGAAAGUAUUCGAAUUGAAGGCUUGGAGGAUGCUUAUUCUUAACGGCAUUCCGCGUAAAUUGCUGACUUUAUGCUACCAUCUAGGUUUCAGUGCAGUUCCUAGGGACGUUGGUCAGUUUUUCAACAAGACAGUUCAAGAUACCAUUCGGUACAGGGAGCAAACAAAAUUGUACAGAAAGGAUUUCAUGCAGUUGCUGUUAGAGUUGAAGAACAAAGAAAAGGGAGCUGCCAAUUCAAUUACAGACCAAGAGAUCAUUGCGCAAUGUUUUGUUUUCUUUAUCGCAGGCUAUGAAACAUCGUCCACCACCACAACUUUUGUUUUACUCGAAUUGUCACAGAAUCAAGAUAUCCAGGAGAAACUAAGAGUCGAAAUCAGGGAUGUCUUGGAAAAAUACGACGGAGCGAUUACUUACGAUGCAAUUAUGGAAAUGACGUAUCUUGAAAUGGUUAUUAACGAAACCCUAAGAAAAUACCCUCCAGUACCCAUUAUUCCCCGAUUCUGCACGAAAGAUUAUCACGUUCCAGACACAGACGUAAUUAUUAAAAAAGGAACCCAGGUUCAAAUUCCAGUUUGGGGCCUUCAAACCGAUCCGGAAUAUUUUCCGAACCCGGAAAAAUUCAACCCGGAAAAUUUCAGUGCGAAAAAUAAGUCCAAAAUCCCGGAAAUGGCUUUUAUACCUUUCGGAGAGGGACCCAGGAUGUGCAUCGGGUUGCGUUUUGGCAUGUUACAGAGCAAAGUUGCUCUGGUCAGUUUACUGAGAAACUUUAAUUUUACUCUGAGUGAAAAAACUCAUACUCCUAUCGAGUUUGAGAAAGUGAGUUUUAUUUUAUCCGUUGAAGGGGAUGUAUGGCUGAAUGCAACUCAAAUUUAACAAGGAAAUGUGUGAUAAUAUAAUAAAUUAUUUCUGGACUGUUUAUUUAUUAUACAGGGUGAGUCUUAAAUAAGUGCAAAUAAUUUCAUUGCUGGGUGCUUCGAUAAAAGAAACAUAUUUUAUCAUUAUCUUUUUUCGAAUAAAGCAUACGUUCAAAAUAACGAAGUUAUUUUUCUUUGAAAAUUAGGAAAGAAAUGAUUUUUUACUCAUAUUUUGAGAACCACUGGAUUUUUUCUGGGGUUUCUUUUUUGUAAAACUAAUAUACUACCUAUUAUAUCACGAUUAUAUCAAGAUAUUAUGUUUUUUCACUAAAAAUAAAAAAAAAUACAACCAUUUUUUCGAAAAAUACAAAAUUUUCCAAAAAAAAUUCGCGAAAACAGCCUCAUAGACGUGGCUCUGGAAUCGAAAUAUAUCGCCUUUAAAAACAUUUGCACUUAUUUAAGACUCACCCUGUAUAUGUAAUUAAAAGCCUGAAAAUAAUCAUUAAAUCAAUUAAUAUUUAAUUGGUAUAAAUAAUGUAGAUAUUUUUGAGACUAAAUUUUAUAACGUAUCUUUAAAUUAUAUUAGUGUUUAUUAUUAAUAAUGAUGUGUAUGUUAUUAAAAUAGUACAGGGUUUCCGAAACAGGAAAGUGUCCGAAAUUGGAACCUCGGAAACUUUCACUCCUAAAAGUGAUACAUUAUUUUAUUUAGGAGGUCGAAUGCUUAAAAAAAAUAAAAAGAAUGAUCUUAUCUAUUGUGGUUUCCGAGAUUCCAAUUGUCACCCUCAAAUUUGGGACAGUCUGUACAUUACGACAGAUUUGAAGUGUGAGAUUUAUUUUGAAUAAAGAUUUUUUUAAAAUA
This is a messenger RNA of Sitophilus oryzae (rice weevil), 2350 nucleotides long. RefSeq names its product probable cytochrome P450 6a14. Gene Ontology annotation, molecular function: monooxygenase activity; heme binding; iron ion binding. The record is from RefSeq and is a predicted model, not a curated record. The transcript has a single exon. Lineage: Eukaryota; Metazoa; Arthropoda; Insecta; Coleoptera; Curculionidae. Bases 242 to 1510 code for a protein of 422 amino acids.